CCACGCAUCGUGCUCCCACCUAUCAAGCGCGGCUCGCACAUUAUACUUGACUCAUGCACUCCGACGCGCUCCAUCAAAUGCUGGGUUGUUCCUAAGAGCCUUGGGAAAUUGGAGUACAGAGACGCGAGGAAGAGCGGGCGGGGUAAUCUCUGGGCGCUUGGAGCAAAAGCUCGCGCAAGCCGAAACAAA
Messenger RNA from Tuber aestivum (summer truffle), 189 nucleotides. NCBI's taxonomy places the organism in Eukaryota, Fungi, Ascomycota, Pezizomycetes, Pezizales, Tuberaceae. The record is from the annotation of a GenBank genome assembly.